CCGGCCUCCGCGGCUCAGGCCCCGCCCACGCUUGUCUCCCCAGUUCUCAUCUUCGGGGAGUCCAAGACUGGCAACCCGAGCCACAUCGGCAGCAUCGAUCCGCACUGCGAUGUGGUCGCCGUGGUCCAAGAUGCCUACGAGAGCGCCCGCAUGCUGUGCGACCAGUAUUACCUCGUGUCUCCGGAGCUGAAGCUGACCCAAGUGAAUGGGAAGGGCCCGGGGCAGCCCAUCCACAUCGUCUACGUCCCCUCCCACCUUCACCACAUGCUGUUCGAGCUCUUUAAGAAUGCCAUGAGGGCCACAGUGGAGCACCAGGAGAGCCAGCCCUCCCUCACGCCCAUCGACGUGACGGUGGUCCUCGGGAAGGAAGACCUGACCAUCAGGAUUUCCGACCGAGGGGGCGGCGUUCCCCUGAGAAUAAUCGACCGCCUCUUCAGCUACACCUACUCCACGGCCCCGACGCCUGUGAUGGACAAUUCCCGGAACGCGCCUUUGGCCGGAUUCGGAUACGGCUUGCCCAUUUCCCGUCUCUAUGCCAAGUACUUCCAGGGGGACCUGAAUCUCUAUUCGCUGUCCGGAUACGGAACAGACGCCAUCAUCUACCUAAAGGCGCUGUCCUCCGAGUCGGUGGAGAAGCUCCCAGUGUUCAACAAGUCGGCCUUCAAACACUACCAGACCAGCCUGGCCGCCGACGACUGGUGUACCCCGAGCAGGGAGCCCCGGAACCUGUCCAAGGAGAAGGCGGCGGCGGUGUGAGGAGGCUGGGGGGGCCUCCCGAUGGUGGGAACAAGACCCGACCCCCGUCGGGGAAGAAGACCAGUGGGGGGAGGGGGGGGUGUCCGCCUGCGCUCUCCAGUGAGCCUCCUGAUUGGCCGAGGGCUGGCAGGAGCUCCGGGGCCGGCCUAGCUUGGGUGAAGAGGUCCGGCCGUGACCCCAGGAGGCCCGGACAGGCGGGAACACUCCUUCCCUGUGCCUGGCCAUUCCGAAGGCCCUGCCUCGGGGAGGCUUCGGGCGCCCUUUAGCCCCUGAGGACAGCCCCGAGGAGAAGGGGGCCAGGCGAGGCCGGGCCAAGCUCUCCACUGGCCUGGAGCCCGGGAAAAGGCCCGAGGGGUCAUUGCCCAGCCCGCGUGACUCCGGGUGCCCAGGAGGCCUGUGGCCCAGGGCAGAGGCCGGAGUCCCACCCAGCCAGAGGUGGGGGGAGGGGCUUGGAAAGUCGAAGGCUGGGGGAGGUGUUUGUCAGGUCCUAGAAGCUGGAUGGAGGGAGAAGUGGCCCCGCUGGCCGGUGGGUGUGUGGACAGACAGCAGGCCAGGGAGCAGGAUUCUGGAAUUCCCAGCAUGCCCGGCAAUGGAGUGAGGGCGGUAACCAGCGAGUUUGGCGCUGGGGCUUUAUGGCUGCAGAGGACGCCAGAAACCCAUAGAGCCGGGUGAUCCGGACCGGGUGCCCACACGCUGGGACUGUGACCCCCACGAUGCACGCCGAGGGGAGCCUCGAGCCCUGCCGGCCCCGGGAGAAUAUGGCGCCUGGCAAAGCUGCUGCUGCUGCUGCUGUGUGAAGCGAGUUUGUACUGAAAAACGACCCUUUUUAUAAUAAAGGUUUUUACUGUCACGAAA
This is a messenger RNA of Gracilinanus agilis (Agile Gracile Mouse Opossum), 1611 nucleotides long. RefSeq names its product pyruvate dehydrogenase (acetyl-transferring) kinase isozyme 4, mitochondrial-like. NCBI's taxonomy places the organism in Eukaryota, Metazoa, Chordata, Mammalia, Didelphimorphia, Didelphidae. Gene Ontology annotation, molecular function: pyruvate dehydrogenase (acetyl-transferring) kinase activity. The annotation marks the transcript as partial. Gene Ontology annotation, biological process: protein phosphorylation; regulation of glucose metabolic process. The record is from RefSeq and is a predicted model, not a curated record. Gene Ontology annotation, cellular component: mitochondrion. The transcript has 7 exons.